Messenger RNA from Sinocyclocheilus grahami, 1368 nucleotides. RefSeq lists its product as uncharacterized. The record is from RefSeq and is a predicted model, not a curated record. Bases 1 to 1368 code for a protein of 455 amino acids. Gene Ontology annotation, cellular component: nucleus. Gene Ontology annotation, molecular function: nucleic acid binding; zinc ion binding. NCBI's taxonomy places the organism in Eukaryota, Metazoa, Chordata, Actinopteri, Cypriniformes, Cyprinidae. The transcript is spliced from 13 exons.
AUGCAGAUAAAUAAUCUAUUGUGGUGUAUAUUAUUUGGUAAAUCUGUGACUCUCUGGCUAACUGAACACACACAGGAGUUUCAGGCUCGUCAGCCGGACAGAAAGAGGGAAAACGAGCAGAAAUCUGCGGGCAGCAGCGACAGCCAAUCAGAAGCCAGCAGCAGCAGAGCGGAUGAAGCAUCCGCUGCAGUCGAUCCGGGGAGUCAGGAGUCUUCAGAGCAGCCCGAUGAACCAGCGGCCAAGAAACACAAAACACAAGAGUCAGAAGAACCUGUGGAGACCGAAUCGGCUCAAAGCGAUGAAUAUAAGAGCCCGGAUCCUGCAGAGCUCACUCUGCAGGAGGACGAGCCGCUGGCCGCUGAAGCAGACGAACCAAGUCAAGCGGCCGAGCAGGUUGAAAGCAUUGAAGCUCUAGAUGAAGGCAUCAGAGAGGGUCCAGACGCCGCCGCCGCCGCUGGCUCUGAUUCGGUCUCGGAGAUCAAGGAGACCGCAGACACUCCUGAGGAGCUCGGAGACGCAGCGGCAGAGACCUCCAACAAGUUCUUCUGCUAUAUUUGCAACAUCACUUGCCAUAACCAGCAAAGUUUCCAGAGUCAUAUGAACGGACUGACGCACCAGCAGAAGAUGAUGGAGAUCCAGCACAUGAGCAACGCGUGUCUCGUCACGCUGCUGCCGCGAGUCCAGGAGUCCCUGCAAGGAGCUCGCAGAGACGGUGAGAAGAGGCCGGGUCUGCAGAGAUGGUGCUCCACCUGCCAGACGCACUUCACCACCAACGUCAUGGAGCAUCGCAGAACCAAGGAGCACAAGCGCUGCAGUCGCUCGUCCAGCUCGAGCUGCACCGUCUGUAAGCUGCACUUCCGGACCCCAAGAGAGUUCGUGGAGCACAUGCAGUCUCCGGAGCACAAGCGGCGCGUCCAGCAGCUGUGGAAGGCGUCGGGUGAAGCUGGUGUGGAUCAGCUCAACGCUGACAUGUUUCUGGGUGAAGAGGACGGCGAAUGCAGCGACGACGAGAGAGAGGAAGAGGAGAACGGGAAGGAGGGUGUGGCUGCGCAGAUGGAGGUCACACUGGAGGAUCUGAGCGAAGACGAGGAGUUCGACUCUGACACUGUGUACGGUGGCUCUCGUUUCUUCAUACGUUAUAAAGCCUUAAAGACACACGAAGAGUCCGGCUCAACCUCAGGAGACGCAGCAGACCACAUGAGUCCAGACCCAGCCCCGCAGACCCUACAGUCCUGCAGCAGACAGGAAGUGGAGACGCUCGCACAGGAAGAAGCCGUCGCCAGAGAGCCGGAGGACGAGGGGAAGUCUGUCGGGGGCCGGGGCCGGACUCCUGCUAAGAGACGAGGACGAGGAGGAAGACGACGCUGA